Molecule: messenger RNA, 1024 nt
Organism: Prunus avium (sweet cherry)
Lineage: Eukaryota; Viridiplantae; Streptophyta; Magnoliopsida; Rosales; Rosaceae
Source: RefSeq, a predicted model, not a curated record
ACUUUCUCCUUCCAUCGGCCCUAAGCAGGCUAUGGCGCCAACCGCUUCAGUUCCAAGCGUUUCUUUGAGGAAGAGGAAACGUCGGGGUUCCCACCUGGGAGAUAUAAGUACUUCAAGUACUUCCGAGCUCGAUGGUGAAGAUGAUGAGGCUGAUUUUGCAUAUAUGGAAAGGAGUGAGGAAUCCAUCAGCGACAUACCGGCUGAUCAUGCAUGCGAUCGAGGUGAUGAGGGUGAAGUUGGUGAUGGCGGUUUAGCUGACUUAGAUCAUCCUUUGGAGGAACCGCUCUGCUUAGACGCCCCCCUUGAAUUCGUCCAUGACGCCACAACCUCCACGCCACAUAAUGUUGAUUUGGUGGACAAUUUGAUAGACAUGUCGGGGUAUGACCCUUCUUGUUAUGAGUUGGAAGAUGCAUUUAGUGCCUUUAUGGUUUUCUUCGACAGUGACACAAGAAUACUUAGAUCCUCCGACGAGCUUCUUCCACUGUGCUACGAAUUCCAGGGUUAUGAGACAUUCCGAGGAGCGCAAGUAUUCCCGGAGACAGUGAAAUCUUUAAGUAAGUUCUUUGAUAGCUAUGAGGCUCGUAUCGAGAGUGCUCGCAAUCUAUCCUUUUCUUCGAAGAAUCUGGCCUUUCGUGGUCUUGGUCUGUCUUUAUACGGCAUGGAUGUCACGUCAUAUUCGGAGAUCUCUGACCAUAAACUUCUUUGUUGGAGAGAUACAAUCCGUGACGCUAUCUCAUAUGGGCUUCAAGUAGGUUUCCUGCUUGACAUAUUGAAGAUGAGGCUAGCUCGUGCUGUUUUUGAGACACGGGCUGCUUGCGGUGCAGCGAUAUCUACUCAAUUCCUCAAAGUAGGGGCAACAACUCAAGCUUUGAAACUCAAACAUCAGGAAUUGGACAGUGAAUGUCACAAGUUGCGUGAGCUCUUACUUGAAAAGGGGAUUUCUUCCAAUAAUGCUGGCUACGUAUUGGAGGCUGCGAAAGGGUCACCUUGCAAUGCCUCAUCCAUAUUGUAUGAUACACACUAG